UCUCCCCGGCUCGAAGGUGUCUGGCCGCCGCCGCCGCACCCGAAUAGUCCGCCCUGAAGACCCCUUCCCUGUCCCAGGUCCUCUGACCACACGUCCUCCGCGGGGAUACCAGACCGCUAUUUUCGGCCAUGGCGACGAACGCGAAGCGAAAGCAGGAGGAGACUCAUUUGAAGAUGCUCCGGGAGAUGACGAGCCUGCCCGCGAAUAGGAAAUGCUUCGACUGCGACCAGCGCGGCCCGACCUAUGUCAACAUGACAGUGGGCUCCUUCGUCUGCACCACCUGCUCGGGCAUCUUACGAGGACUGAACCCCCCACACAGAGUGAAGUCCAUCUCUAUGACCACAUUCACGCAUCAGGAAAUUGAGUUUCUACAGAAACACAGCAAUGAGGUCUGUAAACACAUCUGGUUGGGCCUCUAUGACGACAGGACAUUAGUUGUUCCAGAUUUCCGAGAACCUCAGAAAGUAAAAGAGUUCCUUCAGGAAAAAUAUGAAAAGAAAAGAUGGUAUGUCCCUCCAGACCAGACAAGAACAGUAGCAAGUGUCCAGGCCUCGGUGUCUGGCUCCUCAGCCAGCAGCACUGGUAGUACCCCAGAAGUCCAACACCUCAAGACCCUGCAGCUCAACAAGGCCCCAUUGCGCCAGUCACCAGGGCGCGGUCGUUCCCAGGCUCGUAGCGCUGCUCAGGAGAAGAAGUUUGACUUGCUCUCAGACCUGGGAGGAGACAUCUUUGCUGCUCCAUCUACUCAAACUUCCAGCUCCACAAACUUUGCCAACUUUGCACAUUUUCCAAGCCAGUCAGCACUUCAGGGUAAUUCAGAUACCAACUUUGCCAACUUUGAGGCAUUUGGGAACACUACAAUUCCAUCCCACCUGAGCACGUCCCCCCCCUCAAAGUCCUUUUCAUCAGGGGGAGGUGUGCCAAUCCCAUCAAUGUCUCGUGCCGUCCCUGCCCAGUCUAACCAUAGAGAGGAUCGCUAUGCUGCUCUGGCUGAGUUGGACAACAAGCUUAGCUCCUCUGUUACCUCAGGCAGCAAUGUGCCAGGGAACUUAUUUGGACCAGUGCUUGGUUCAUCGCCAGCCCAGAAUCCACCUGUGUUACCCAGCAUGCAGCCUGGCUUUGGAGCCGUCCCAUCCACAAAUCCCUUUGUUGCUGCAGCUGUUGCCCCGGAGAUGGCCACCAACCCUUUCCAGGCCAAUGGCAGAGCUCCAGCCGCAGUAGCCUUGUUUGGCACUGGCUCUAUGAGCAUGCCCGCCGGCUUUGGGAAUGCAUCUUCCUACUGCCUCCCGACCAGUUUCAGCGGAAACUUCCAGCAGCAAUUCCCUGGCCAGGCUCCCAUCCCUUACUCUCAACCUGGGGUCUACCACCCUCAGUCCAAUGGCCCUGCAUUCCCAGUCUACGGUCAGAACAAGUCGUCCAUGACGCCCUUUGGGCAGCCCAUGGCUGGCCCUGGCAUGUCCAAUAACCCAUUCAUGGCUGGAGCCCCAGGCGGGUCGUUCCCUUCAGGGGGUUCAACCAACCCAUUCCUGUAGCACAACUCCCAGUCUUUGCCACCAGAGGGCAGCAUGCAGCACAUAUUCAACGACUACGUUCUGUCAUGCCAGGCAGUGCUUUUCUUUUUUUUUUAAACUUUUUUUUUUUUUUCAUAAAAAAAGGUUUACAGCACUAUGAAGGAAUACAAAGGACUAUAUUGAAGACUAUUAUAAGGGAAAUGUACUGUUUGGACUAUACACAAAACAUUAUAUGCUUUUUAUUUUUUUGUUUAUGACUGUAAGCUCUGUGCAUAUCAUCAUUUGUAAUCACAAUUAAGUAUAUGCUAUGUAUAACAAAGACUGAGUGAACAAGGGUGAGUAUACACACCCCUUGUGGAAAAAAUCCCACUACAAACUAUCUACGUAGGUAAGGGAAUAGACUCUGGUUGUAAUCAAAUCCAUAAUCUCUUGUUUGAAGCAACCAUGAUGAUGCAGGUAUUUCAGUCUCAAAUGGGAUUUAUUUUUGUUAUUUCAGCAUACUUGUGCUUUUACUGGAUCUAAGGUGCAACCAUUUCCUUUAUUAACUUACAAGUUGCCUAUAACCCAAACCAUGUAUGGUUAAAUUAGCGUAAUAUCCCAAGCAGGUGGAUGGGAUACAGCAUUGAUCCUGGACUAUUAGACAUAUUAUUGCCAAUAUCUGUGAAAUUGCGGGGGAAAAAGUCUGUGCCUUUUCUAAUUUGAAACCAGGGGCAGCUCUUUGAAUAUGUAGCCAGCAUAGAGUUCAGAUUUCUUUAGCCCACCACCUAAGGACAAGCAUGUCUACCAGAGCACAAAUGGAGGAAAGAGACAAGAUGAUGAGUACGUCUAUGUCCUAUAGAUAUUGGCAAAUUGUUAAAUAUGCUUUAAGUGACCUCUUUUGCCUUCAGAUAAACACUAUUUUAGGAAUAUGGGAAAGACUGUUAACUGUUGUGGGUGUGACCCAAAUUGGGUUGCAUCAAAAGUGAAGUAGUUAUUCACAUGGUUGUGGUUGACGUGUCCUCUUGACAGGGUAUGACAGGUUUACCAGACCCUGCACAGACAAAUACAUGUACAACACUUUAAACACAAUAUUUAUGCUGGAUAACCACCGCUCCACCUGGCUUGAUCUUUAUACGGUGCUGGAAGUAUCAAAGAGUUCUAACUGAUAAAAGAGAUAUCCGCACACUAUGCAGAGUACACUUUAUGAAGUAUAAAGGGUCUCUUCAAACUAAAUAUUUAUCAUAUGUUAGUUAUGUUGUAUUCACUACACUCCCUUAACAACUGUCUUCUUAUUUGCUUUCUUAUUAAAAAGCUUGCGGAGCGAAGAACAGGAUGAGGAGAAAUAUGGAUCUUCUUUCAGUUUGCUUUAAAU
Messenger RNA from Cyclopterus lumpus (lumpfish), 2862 nucleotides. RefSeq names its product ArfGAP with FG repeats 1b (gene agfg1b). The transcript has 12 exons. The record is from RefSeq and is a predicted model, not a curated record. Lineage: Eukaryota; Metazoa; Chordata; Actinopteri; Perciformes; Cyclopteridae. Bases 129 to 1532 code for a protein of 467 amino acids. Gene Ontology annotation, molecular function: GTPase activator activity.